UCCAUACACUUUACUUUUUCUUUUCAGGCAAUUAAUUGAAUCUAUGGCAUCAUCUUCUUCUUCUGCGAGUAAUUCACAGAACUUUUCUCGAUGCAAGUACAAUGUCUUUGUAUGUUUCAGAGGCACAGAUACCCGGGAUAAUUUUACGAGUCACUUGUGCAAAGGUUUUAAAAAUAGGGGAAUAGCCACCUUUCUAGAUGAUGAAAGUCUAGAGGCUGGCGAUUCCAUCUUAGAAGAACUCAUGAAAGCAAUAGAAGAGUCUCAAGUUGCCGUAAUCAUUUUCUCAAAGAAUUAUGCUACGUCAAGUUGGUGCUUGAAUGAACUAGUGAAGAUUAUGGAAUGCAAGGAGAAAAAAAAUGGACUCACAGUUAUACCGAUCUUCUGUAAUGUGGAUGCAUCACAUGUUCAAUACCAAAGUGAGAGCUUUAAAGAAGCAUUUGCCAAACAUGAAUCGAGGUAUAAGGAUGAUGUUGAGGGAAUGCAGAAGGUGCAACGACGGAAAACUGCCCUAACUGCUGCCGCAGGUCUAAGUGGAUAUGUAUUCCCUAGCAGGUUUGAGUCAGAUGCAGCCUGUAUUAACCGUAUUGUUGAUCAAAUUUCGUCUAAAUGCAAUACUUCAGUAUCUUAUUUGCAAGAUGUUGUGGGUAUAGAUACCCAAUUAAAGAAAGUAGAAUCCCUACUACAAAUGGAAAUCAAUGAUGUUCGGAUUGUGUGGAUCUGGGGAAUGGGGGGCGUUGGUAAAACAACAAUAGCAAAGAAGAUUUUUUGUAAACUCUCUUCCAAUUUUAAAGAUAAAAGACUUAAUAAAGACACGAAGCCGAAUCUAACGUAA
Messenger RNA from Solanum stenotomum, 832 nucleotides. RefSeq names its product TMV resistance protein N-like. The transcript is spliced from 3 exons. Gene Ontology annotation, biological process: defense response; signal transduction. Bases 44 to 832 code for a protein of 262 amino acids. Lineage: Eukaryota; Viridiplantae; Streptophyta; Magnoliopsida; Solanales; Solanaceae. The record is from RefSeq and is a predicted model, not a curated record. Gene Ontology annotation, molecular function: ADP binding.